Mangifera indica (mango) is the source of this 871-nucleotide messenger RNA. RefSeq lists its product as uncharacterized. The record is from RefSeq and is a predicted model, not a curated record. The transcript has 3 exons. Lineage: Eukaryota; Viridiplantae; Streptophyta; Magnoliopsida; Sapindales; Anacardiaceae. The coding region runs from base 1 to 747 and encodes 248 amino acids.
AUGGUCAAGAAGGAAAUUUCUCGCAAAAGAAGACGUGUUGAAAGCGAGCUGCGAAUUCCUGAUGAGUCCAGACACUUCCGGACAGAUCUGAUAUGUCGUGCACAACGCACAGUAUUAUCUAGGAUUACGUCUACACUGACCCCGGAGCAGUUACGACUAUUUGAGAGGACAUGUUUCGGGUAUCUUCUUCGUUUACCCGAGACCAAAUUCUCUGGUAUAUUAGUUCAUUCAUUUAUACUACGGCAGCUACAUCGAUUCUCUGCCAGAGAUGAGUUUUGGUUUCGGAUUAGCGGGGUUGAUAUUCGUUUUAGCCCGUUUGAGUUUGCUUUGGUGACGGGUCUUUCGUUUAGUCGACGCACUGAUAUUUCUUCAUAUAUUCCUCACUCCUCCAGUCAUAGGAUCAGAGAUACGUACUUUCGAGGUUGUCUGAAGGUGCAGUAUCAUGACCUAGAGCGUGUUUUCUUGUCAAGGCCGUGGGGGGAUGACGAUAUUGAUGCAGUCAAGAUGGCCUUAUUGUAUGUUCUUCACAUGGUUUUGUUAGGGAAUGAUCGGCGAAAGAAGGUGUCUUUAGAGUAUUUACAGUUGAUCGAUCAUCUGGAUGGGUUUAAUUCCUAUCCCUGGGGGGUUGCCGUGUGGCAGAUGACAUACGAGUCUAUGUCACAAGCGAGUGACAGAGUAUAUUCUAGACGGAUGCCUGAGAUGCGUAGAUACGAGCUUUACGGAUUUCCUUUCACAUUUCAGUAUUGAAUAUAUGAGACUCUGGACACAUUACACGAUUGGAUUGACCUCGUUGAUCUCUAUGCGGCCCCACAUAUGUUUAGGUGGCGUACGCGAGAUGUCCCUAGUUGGACUCAUAUCGGUCGUAUUUUCA